AUGACAUCUGGGCGCAACAGUCUGGAUUUGGAGACGGGCGUGUUCCUCAGAGGAAAUGUGUCCAGGCCCAAUGCAGAGCUCGUGCAAGAGAUGGCCGUGUACGCAGCAGUCUACUACAACCUACGCUCCACCGAUGAGUUCGCCUACAAAGUGACUAAGGUUGUGGACGUGCAGACCACGAUUAACCGAGGCGUAGUGUACUCAAUGGAUGUCCUGCUGGGCCGGACACACUGUCCGAACGGGAGAACACCCAACCUGGAGUCCUGUGCGCUGUUCAGCUCGCCUCCUGAAGCUCAGACUCUAAGGUGCCACUUUGUGGUCCUCAACGACCUUCUGGAUGACCAGAAGCGCCUGCUGGACAGCAGCUGCACGGCGACCACUCAGUAA
Molecule: messenger RNA, 387 nt
Organism: Alosa alosa (allis shad)
Lineage: Eukaryota; Metazoa; Chordata; Actinopteri; Clupeiformes; Clupeidae
Product: cystatin-like
Exons: 4
Coding region: 1-387 (128 amino acids)
Molecular function (GO): cysteine-type endopeptidase inhibitor activity
Source: RefSeq, a predicted model, not a curated record